Rubroshorea leprosula is the source of this 1248-nucleotide messenger RNA. The record is from the annotation of a GenBank genome assembly. Lineage: Eukaryota; Viridiplantae; Streptophyta; Magnoliopsida; Malvales; Dipterocarpaceae.
GACGUAUUUGGAUUUGUCUGAACUUUAAUAGAUCAAACAAUCCAACCCAGGGAUCAGAUGCCCGUUUAGAAACGAAAGGCGGGCGGCAAGAAUAUGGAAAACCUAUGGAGGGGAUUGCUCAGGAAAAAAAAUCCCUGUGAACGGGAUUACCGGGCAAGACGAAGGAUCGGAGUUGGGGGAAAAUCUGGUAAGACUCAGAAAACAGAUAGAUCUCCAUAUUUAAAGAGAGAGGGAAGUCAUGGCGAUCAAGUUGGAUGGAACGGGUACUUGGACAUGGCUUGGGGUACAGCUUCCUUUACCAGAUCCACUGCUGGAUCUGUUGAUAGAUGGAAGUCAACACUGGGAAGGGAGAAAAUAUUGUUAGUUUAUUUAAACUAGAUGAAAGGGUUAAUUCUAUAAUUAUCUGCCUUUCCUUCUUCCUCUUUUGGAAACCCUAACUACCUUCUUUGGAAACCCUAACUAGAGAAAGGGAAAACCUCCCCUCACUCCGCCUCCCUUAUCAUCGUCCCCCAUCCCUUCCCCUCCCUCUUCAUCCGAUACAUCCAAUCCAAGCAAUACGUUAAAAUCUCAAUUGAAACUAAGCUGCUAUCAUGCGGAUCUACGUUUAUGGAUUGAUCUUAUUGAUUUGCGGACAACUCGCGGCCGAUCUUUCUGGAGGUAGGGUAAUUUUUUUUUUUUUUGCUAAAAGGUGAAUUUUUUUUUAUCCAGUAUCUGUAUACGCAAGCCUGGUAGGUUUAUGAUCUCCAUAAUCCCUUUGAUUGGGAGGGAUUUUAAUCUGCGGUCUCUCCAUAAUCCCUUUCUUUAACAAGUCAAUUGCAAUUAGGAAUAUUAGGAUAAAUGAUGGGGAAUGUGAAAAAAAUACAGUUGAAUAAGGCUCAAACUGAACACUCUCUUAGGAAUUAGACCGAGCACCUGCUGGGUAUAGUUACUGGAAGGUUUGUGAAGGGUUGAGAGUGAGAUUUUGGAAUGAUGUCUGGAUAGGGGAUCAUGAGUUUCAGUUCUUGUAUCCUGGCCUGUUUGCUUUGUACGAGGAAAGGAGGCUAGGGUGAUGGAGAUCGAAAUGUGGAGGAAUGGGGAUCGAGAGUGGAGGUUGGAAUGGAGGUGGGGAGGCUAGGGCCUGAAUGGGAUUUAGGAGGACUUUGUGAGCAAGGUAGAUGGGGUUGGUUUGAAGGAAAAUACUGAAGAUGUGUGUUGGUGGAAGUUUGAUGGGGGCACUGUCCAUAUGACAAAAAAAGCUUAUGAAGAGGU